Molecule: messenger RNA, 809 nt
Organism: Wallemia mellicola CBS 633.66
Lineage: Eukaryota; Fungi; Basidiomycota; Wallemiomycetes; Wallemiales; Wallemiaceae
Exons: 2
Coding region: 18-770 (250 amino acids)
Biological process (GO): lipid homeostasis
Cellular component (GO): endoplasmic reticulum; membrane
Source: RefSeq, a predicted model, not a curated record
GGUCGUCAACCAUCAAGAUGGAACUAAUAGAUAAAAUACCGUAUUUAAGAUUUCAUCUAAGGACUUUAAUUGCGUCUUUUAUAGUGUGCAUUUUAUUAGAAAGAAUAUCAGGAUACCUAUUCAGCUGGCUAUACCAAGAUCUUUAUGAUAAGCAAACCAAGAAAGCAAAAAAAGACUGGCAAUGUCAUUUCGUUGCCUUUGUGCACUCAGUUAUAGUAAUAUUACCAUCAUUUUACUUAUAUUUCUAUGAUCCAAUCGGGAAAUACAACAUAUUCAACUAUCAUCCCUUAGUCGGUGAAUUACAUGCGCUAUCGGCUGGCUAUUUCCUUUGGGACUCUAUUACAUCUAUACACUUAGGAUCAGUCUCAUUUACUCUCCACGGUGUAGCUUGUUUGAUCAUGAUGUUAAGCUCAUUCCAGCCAUUCUUGAUGAACUUUGGACCGGGAUUUUUGCUAUUCGAAUUGAGUACACCAUUUGUGAACAUCAACUGGUUCAUGGAUAGGGUACCAAAUUGGAAGACAACCGGUUACUAUUACGCUAAUGGUAUCUUAUUAGUCUUGACAUUCUUCCUCGCUAGGAUUGUUUUAGGUAAUCUUAUGCUUAAAUCAAUGGUAGAAUCAAUGGUUUAUAAUAGAUUUAAGUUAUCGACAUUCUCAAUUGCUAUUUAUCUCACGGGUACAGUAAUCCUAUGCUGUUUAAAUUACUAUUGGUUUUAUUUAAUGAUAAAGAAAGUAAAGAGAGCUUUCUUAAAAACAACAAAGACUCAAUAAAUUUGUAGAUUUUUUUAAAUAUGCACUCUUCUCCUUCCC